Messenger RNA from Symbiodinium sp. CCMP2456, 3767 nucleotides. Lineage: Eukaryota; Dinophyceae; Suessiales; Symbiodiniaceae. The record is from the annotation of a GenBank genome assembly.
GACCCCUAUGGGACGAACUCCUCCUGCAUCUUGAGAGCCUCGACCCGCAGCACAGGCCACAGGUUGUCAUGCUGCAAGAGAGCGAUUGGGGUGACCAAUGCGCACAGACGUUCAACUCGGGCCGUUGGAAGGUAAUUACGUCACCGGCCACUGACAACCAGUCGGCAGGAGUGGUUACUCUCCUCGAUCGGAGCCUCUGCAACACCGGCCAGGUACUUCACACUGACCCGGUCCCAGGCCGCCUGCUACACGUCCGCCUCCAAAGGCCGGACUGGACACUCGACACCUAUAAUGUCUACCAAAGACAAAUCGGCCAGGGAAGGGACACCGCUGAUGAAGUCCGGGCCCUGCGCAACCGAGUGUGGCAAGCCCUUGAGGCUGUGCUUGCGAGGGCGCCACAGAGACACACGGUACUGGCGGCAGGUGUGCUUCGCAAGACACGAAGCCCCCUGCCGACCAAAACUCCUUUCUUCGAGCCCUUGAGGAGAGAAUGGAAUCAAUGGGAACUCAUCCGCUGCCUCCGUGACCCGCACUCACCGCAACUACAGGCCUUCCGGCAAGCGGUCGCUGCCGGCCUGUCAGAGGCCGUGGAUGCCCCAGCCAUGAAUGCCCUGUUGUGCCGCUGUGCCUCUCGAGUCUUCCCCCCACAGGUCCGCCCGCAGAGGCUGACAGCGUGGCAAACCCAGCCCAUGCAGGUUGGGAUCAAGGGCAUGUGGCAAGCGUACGCACAAUGGAAGCGCGAAGCCCGAAGAGAGCGAGGAGCCAUCCUACGGGUGUGGCGAAGCUACGCGACGUUCAGACAGGCGCAGCGGGACUUCAGGAAGGCGGGUAAGCAGGCUCGAAAACAAUGGUACGGAAACCGGCUGCAGGACCUACAGCAGGCGGCUGCAAGGAAGGACAUGCGGGCACUCUUCGCAGGCAUGCGCACCAUGGCGCCUAAGAAGAAGAAGAGCGAAGUUCAACUUAAGAGCCAAGAUGGGUACCUGCAAUCGGCGGAGGCGCAAAUUCGACAGCUCCGUGUGCACUACCAACAGGUCUACAAGCGUGAUCCUCAGAAGUCUCCACCCACGGCCAGGGCCCAGCUCUGCAUUGAGGUUACCGAGGCCGAAGUUCAGCAGGCCUUGUCUAGUCUGUUAGCUCAUAAAGCCACGCCAUCCCAUUUAGCAUCGACAGCGAUGUGGAAGGGCUGCUCGGACCUCUUGGCCCCCUCUCUAACCCACUGGGCUAAAAGCCUCAAAGCAGUGCCCGGCUUGUGGAAGGAUGCCUGGUUGGUCUUGAUACCGAAGAAGCUGCGGAUUGUCUCUCCACGAGACCUACGACCCAUCGGGUUGACUGAGGCCAGCGGCCGGGCCCUCUCCCACAUACUACAGCAGCGCUUGCGGCCGUACGUGGAGAGGUAUCUGCAACAAGUUCCACAAUAUGCCUACCUGAGGGACAAGCACACUGGAGUUGCGAUAGCUCGGGCCCAACAUCACAAUCUGCUGGUUCAGCAAGCCUGCGAAUGCAAAUCAAGGACGGUGAUGGACGCUUAUGAGAACAAGCCGCGGCAGCAAAGGGCAUUUGCUGGAUGCCAACUCUCGCUGGACCUCACAAGCGCAUUCGAUGUUGCGGAUUGGGGGCUGAUCCAAGCUGCAUUGGAGGACGCCGACAUUCCCCAUGACCUCCGUGCGUGGGCCUUAUCCUGGUAUGAUGGCAUAACUUAUCACAUCCAACAUCUGGGCCAACAGGCGAAAGCAGAGGCGUCCAGAGGUUUGCGCCAAGGAUGCAAAUUAGCGCCAUUGAUAUGGGCCCUCCUCACUGCUUUUAUGCACAAACAACUUGCAUCGUCUUUGGAUGCCCAAUGGUUGGCGCAAGGUACCACCACCUUCGCGGACGAUUUUCUGCUACAGGAUACAGCAGAGAAUUACCAAGCCCUAGAAAGAGCGAGUUCCAGAUUUGCCACCAUCCUCGAUUCAUUAGCAGAUCACGGAAUGUGUAUCAAUGCUAAAAAGUCGGCUUUUCUCAUUCGCUACAGAGGACACUUCGCGAGGAAGUGGAUGAGGCAGCAUACAGUCCGUACCCCAGAGGGCGACCACCUCCGCAUCCGCACCCAGCGGUCCAGACUAUUUGAGUUCCCCAUCAAAGAUCAGCACACCUAUCUUGGGGUGAUACUCAGCUACCACUCUGCGUCCAAGCAAACGGUUGCCCAUCGCAUCAGGGAGGCCAACGGAACUUGGCAGCGACUAAGGCCCAUCCUGUGCUCCCGCAGCUAUCUGCCCGAGCAGGAUCGGGUUCGGCUGUGGAGUGCGACGGUCCUCCCAACUCUGGUGUACGGGGUCUCGGCUUCCUCCCCAGGUACCAAGGAAGUCCAGCAAAUGCAGUAUGUUGCUACUCGCCACCUACGUGCCAUUGCUCGUUCCUUUGCGCACAUCAGCAAAGAAUCCACGCUCAACCUGCUCGCCCGACUGAGGGUAGCUCCUAUACACAAGAGGCUCCUUCAAGAAGCCACGGCCCUCUCACAGACCCUUCUGCGCCUGGAACAGGCACAACACCCCAUGUUACCGGCAGUUCGAGAUCGAGUACGAGAGACGGCAGCGGCCCUACAAGCGGCUCAGAUCAGCACCGACACGGCGGAUCUAGGUGCCAUGCUAUGCGUGAGAGCCCGGACCAAGGGAAAGCCAAGGCCUCAAUAUCCUCAGCUGCGGAGGCCUACCUGCGCCACUGCUGUCCACUCUGCAAACAGUGGCAUGCCGUACUGUGGCCAAAGCGCGGUGAACAAAGAUAGACAUUGGUAUCAGAUACCCAUGGAUCUAGACCUGGAGGAGUCGCAGUUCUUCAACCGGUUCUCCCAGAAGCGGAGCCCCGACCCGAAGGAGGAGGACGACAGACAGAAGAGCCAGCGCCUGGAGGGAACAGAAAACCACCGAGGAAAGGGCAAGGGCAAAAGCCAGGGCAAGACAGGGUCAAAGGGCAAGGGAAAGGGCAAGGGCAAAAGCAAGCACAACCCGACGAGCUCCUGGACAAACAGCCAAAGCUGGGGGGACUACACAGGUGGUUCCGAGCCACCCCCGGCACCAUGGAACAACGACCAGUCGAAUUCAUGGGGAGGCGACAAGACUCAGGAGCACCUCCACAAGCUCACGCAAGUGGUGCUCCGUCAGGAACGAACGAUUGCAUCUCUUCGCCAGGACCUGGUCAUGCACCUCUUCGUGAAGGGAGGCGAGACGGGGGGAGGAAUCAUACCGGUCCUCUUUCGGACGGCGGAAGUCUGGAGAGAGAUGAAGGAGCAGGAGCCGCACAAGCUCACGUACUCCCUCAAGAUUGCAAUGUUCAAAAAGCUUCUCCUGACGUUGCACGAGAGGCUGGAGGCAACGGCGGCGAACCAGGAGGCCGUACAGGAGGCCAAAAAGCUUGGGUGGCUGGACGAACAUGGCCAUUGGAAAGUGCUCCGAUGGAGUCACGACACUCAGAAGCUGGAGGUGGUGGAGGCAGCGCCUUCCAAAUCCACGUCGGACCUCCUGCAGCAACUGGUGGAUAUCAGGAAGAACGUCACGGAGGACAAUCUACACCACUUCAAGAGUGUUCGGAAACUGGUGCCCCAGCCCACAGCUCAGUGGAUACAAUUUCAGAUCGAAGUGUCGCUACGGCCAUCAGGAACCCCGAUCUGGACGAUCCUGCAAGAUUGGGUGGGGCAAGCAGCCUGGCACACCAUUGGGUGCCGAUUGCGAAAGGACCGGCCCCAUUACGACAACACGAUCGAGGAGCUCUACCAGCUGAAUCGGUGGUGA